Molecule: messenger RNA, 1590 nt
Organism: Blepharisma stoltei
Lineage: Eukaryota; Ciliophora; Heterotrichea; Heterotrichida; Blepharismidae
Source: the annotation of a GenBank genome assembly
AUGAAAGCAAUUUUAGCCUUGCUAUUGAUUUACUUUCAGAUUGUUAUUUCCCAGCAGUGCGUUGAUAGUAGCGAUUGUGAUGUGAAUCAGCAAUGCAUUGAUGGUAUUUGUGAAAAUCUCUUAUACAAAUCAGAUAAGUGCGAGCGUGAUAAAGAUUGCAAGUCUUAUCAAAAGUGUGAGGAUGGCGAGUGCAAGCACAAAGACUUAAUUCCUAUACAAGGGAUAGAGAUAGUCGGCUCAAUAUUCACAGUUAUCAUUAUUGGCUUAUCAAAUACAGCUGGGAUUGGUGGAGGACCAUUAAACACUAUGAUCCUCCAGUCAUUUUUCAAUUUCGACACCUAUAAGUCUAUAGCGUAUACCCAGGUCGCUAUUUUUGGAGGAAGUUUAAUGACAAUUGGCUUAAAAAUCCCAUCAAGGCACCCUAAAAAGGAUAAGCCACUGAUCGACUAUGAACUCGUGGCCUUUCUUAUAGCCCCACUGCUAGCUGGGACCUCAAUUGGGGUGAUUUUCCAUACAAUUUUCCCAGACUGGCUUACUAUAGGCUUACUUGUAGCUUUAUUGCUAUAUUUGUCGUAUUCUAUUACAAAAAAAGGAAUUUUGUCUUUUAAAAAGGAAACAGCAAUCAGCAAAAAUGCUUUGGCGAUUGACCCUAUGAUAGAAGACAAAAAAUUAGAAACGUCAGUGCUUGACAAAGAUGUGACUGAGGACGACAAAAAUCCAGCCCUUGAGCUGAUUUUGGAGUCAGAAAAAAAGAUUGUCCCACCUUCAAGUGUCGCGACCAUUGCACUUAUUUAUUUAGUUGUCCUGGUUGCGUCGUUUAUGAAAGGAGGGAAAGGAAUGGAUUCUAUUAUCCUUUUUAAUAUAAAUAAUUGGCUUAAAUUGAUUUUUUAUAUAAAAAUUAGCCAUUUAUGCUAUAAAGUAUAUAGGAAUUACCCAAUGUGGGGUUGGCUAUUGGAUUUUUCUGAUUUUUUAUUUUAUUAUUUUGAUGCUAAUUACCUAUCAUAUGGGAAAUGGUUUAGUGAUGGCGACCCAAAAGAAAAUUGAUGCUGGGUAUGACUUUGAUGAAUAUGACGUAAAAUGGAAUAAAAAAUCUGCGAGCAUUAUAGCAGCUGUCAGUUUGAUAGCAGGAAUUGCUGCAGGAGCACUUGGGAUAGGUGGAGGGCUUAUUAUGAACCCUUUUCUCCUAUAUCUAGGGAACCGCCCAGAGGUAUCAACUGCGUGCUCUAAUCUGAUGAUUCUUUUUUAUACCAUUUUAAAAGACUAUUUAUCAGUAAUCUCUAUAAAAUUAGCCAUAAAAAUAUUAUAAUCCAAUUUAAGGAAAAAAUAUAUAGCUCCUCUAUAUCGUUUUUCCAAUACUCAAUUGGAGGGAUUAUAGGGAUUUCAUAUGGUUUGUGGCUAUUUUUUAUAUCACUUGGUGGGUCAGCUUUAGGAUUUUUUGUUAUUAAAAAAAUUAUGCAAAAGGUUGGAAGGCCAUCCAUAAUAAUUCUUGUGUUAGCAUUUAUGAUAAUUGCAAGCUUGAUCGGGAUUUCUGUCAACGGGGUUAUAGCAAUUAUAGAAGAAGAACGAUACGGAUUUGCAGGAAUCUGCUAA